AUGGCGGAUCUGCAGAUGAAGCUGCUGAGAAGAAAACUGGAGAAAAGGAGCCGGAAGAGCCGCCAGAGGAGGCGGGAGAGGGCCGGGGGACGGGUCAGUGGAGGAAGAUGGAGACACGGAGGAGAAGUCGGAGAGGGAGACCGGCGACGUCCCACAGCCUGCUGAUGUCAAUGGAGGUGAAGAUGACGGUGACCCCCAACCCUCCCCCACCAAGAAGAGGAAGAAGAAGAAACGGAAGGUGGUCUCUGAGGACGGCGCUGCAGAUGCCAAGAGAGUGAGGAAUGAGGAGGCGGAGCCUGCAGAUACCAAGCAUGAAGGUGGCGCAGAGGUUGAUGCUGGGGGAUGAGGAUGAUGAGCCGAGUUUGCCGAUGGGCCUGACAGGGGCCUUCGAGGACACGUCCUUCUCCUCGCUCUCCAGGCUGGUGAAUGAGAACACGCUGAGAGCGAUCGCUGAGAUGGGGUUCACUCACAUGACGGAGAUUCAGCAUAAAACCGUCCGGCCUCUUCUGGAGGGAAGAGACGUCCUGGCUGCGGCUCGUACAGGAAGUGGGAAGACGUUGGCCUUCCUCAUCCCGGCCAUAGAACUCGUCUACAAGUUGAGGUUCAUGCCCAGAAAUGGGACCGGGGUCCUCAUCUUGUCCCCCACCAGGGAGCUGGCCAUGCAGACGUACGGCGUUCUGAAGGAGCUGAUGGCCCACCACGUCCACACAUACGGCCUGAUAAUGGGGGGGAGCAAACCGCUCAGCGGAGGCCCAGAAACUGGCCAAUGGCAUCAACAUCAUUGUGGCCACACCUGGGAGAUUGCUGGACCACAUGCAGAACACGCCUGGCUUCAUGUACAAGAACCUGCAGUGCCUGGUGAUCGAUGAGGCGGAUAGAAUCCUGGAGGUCGGCUUUGAGCAAGAGAUGAAACAGAUCAUCGGCCUCCUACCGAAGCGCCGGCAGACAAUGCUGUUCUCUGCCACCCAGACCCGGAAGGUGGAGGACUUGGCCCGAAUCUCCCUGAAGAAGGAGCCGCUGUAUGUGGGGGUGGAUGACAACAAGGAUACGGCCACUGUGGACGGCCUCGAGCAGGGAUAUGUCGUGUGCUCCUCUGAGAAGCGUUUCCUGCUGCUCUUCACCUUCCUGAAGAAGAAUCGGAAGAAGAAGAUGAUGGUUUUCUUCUCCUCCUGCAUGUCGGUGAAGUUCCAUUACGAGCUCCUGAACUACAUUGACCUCCCAGUGAUGGCGAUUCAC
This is a messenger RNA of Staurois parvus, 1236 nucleotides long. The record is from the annotation of a GenBank genome assembly. NCBI's taxonomy places the organism in Eukaryota, Metazoa, Chordata, Amphibia, Anura, Ranidae.